This is a messenger RNA of Lachancea thermotolerans CBS 6340, 1545 nucleotides long. RefSeq names its product KLTH0B00528p. The transcript has a single exon. The record is from RefSeq and is a predicted model, not a curated record. Lineage: Eukaryota; Fungi; Ascomycota; Saccharomycetes; Saccharomycetales; Saccharomycetaceae. Gene Ontology annotation, molecular function: monooxygenase activity; oxidoreductase activity, acting on paired donors, with incorporation or reduction of molecular oxygen. Bases 1 to 1545 code for a protein of 514 amino acids.
AUGACAAUUGACCACACAGCGAAACGCAGCUCGGAGCUCGAGGUCGGAAACGCCAAGAGAGCGCAAUUGACGUCUCCAAAGCGCAAAAAUUUGAUCGUCAACGCCUUCAUCAUGGGAUCUGCAGGUAACCAAUCUGUUGGAAUCUGGAAACAUCCCCAAGACAAGUCCGCGGAGCUCUAUCAAUCACCAGAAUAUUGGAUAAAUCUCGCCAAACUUCUCGAGAGGGGAAAGUUCAAUGCGGUCUUCCUGGCAGACGUACUGGGACCGUAUGACGUAUAUAAGGGUCCCGCGAACGUUGGCCCGGUUGCCAAGGCUGGAUCACAAUGGCCCAUCUCGGACCCUAGCUAUUUUAUCCCACUGAUGGCAGCAGUGACUACAAAACUCGCCUUUGGAAUGACCAUUUCAACCAUCAGCGAGCAGCCGUACCACUUGGCCAGGCGCUUGGGAACGCUCGACCUGCUUACCAACGGAAGAGUUGGCUGGAAUAUAGUGACGUCUUACUUGGACAGCGCUUCCAGAAAUUUGCUUGACGGCAAGAAUCUGCCUCCUAACGAGGAGCGCUACGCCCGAGCUGGUGAAUACGUUGAUGUUAUCUACAAAUUGUUUCUAAGUUCAUGGAGAGACGAAAGCUUCAAGGCUGAUAAAAAAACAGGAGUGUUCACCGACCCUGAAGGCCUUAGACACAUCAAUCAUGUGGGCAAAUACUUCAAUGUACCUGGGCCAGCUAUCACUCAUCCUAGCCAGCAAAAACUACCAGUUAUAAUUCAGGCUGGCACUUCGGCCAAAGGAAAAGAUCUUUCUGCAAAAAACGCUGAGGUAGUUUUUCUUGCUAGCUUGACUCCAGAAGCUCUCGGCGCUUCUAUAAAAGAGAUAAAGCAGAUUGCGACUACAAAAUACCAUAGGAAUCCAUCGAAAAUCAAGUUCAUUGGACUGGUUACUGUUAUAUUGGGAGAUACUCAUGAAGAGGCAGAAAAUAAAUACAACGAAUACAAAGCAAACUAUUCCGAUGAGGAGGGAGCCAAGGCCAUGUUUUCGGGUUGGACAGGCGUAGAUAUUGACAAGUUCGAGGACGACGAGGUACUUUCUAACGUUGAUCAUAUUGCCAUUGCAUCGGCGGUCAAGAAAUGGCAAACAGCCUAUCCCAGAGUGGAGAAGUGGACAAAGAGGGCUAUCAUAGAUGAAAUCAAGGUUGGUGGGAGCGGCCCUGUAUUGAUCGGAACCCCCCAAGAAGUUGCAAGUGAAAUUCAGAACUGGGUGGAUAUCUCUGACAUAGAUGGUUUUAACUUUGCGUACACAGUUCUUCCUCAGUCUUUCGAAGAGAUUAUCGACAAACUGCUGCCUGAGCUUGAAAAGCUGGGAUUGUUCUGGCAUGAUUACCCAAAUGCUUCCGACUCUUCCAAGUACUUAACUUUCAGAGAGCAAUUGUUUGGGGAGCCAUCGCUUGAUAAGACACACCCGGCCUCGGACUUGAGAUGGAAAGCAGAUGAAACGAGAGAGGCUUACGAAGCAAGAAUUGGGGAAGCCUUGAAAAAAUUAGUGUUGUAG